Thamnophis elegans (Western terrestrial garter snake) is the source of this 2215-nucleotide messenger RNA. It is a transcript of the gene ZNF282, whose product is annotated as zinc finger protein 282. The record is from RefSeq and is a predicted model, not a curated record. The transcript is spliced from 8 exons. Lineage: Eukaryota; Metazoa; Chordata; Lepidosauria; Squamata; Natricidae. Gene Ontology annotation, biological process: regulation of DNA-templated transcription. The coding region runs from base 148 to 1713 and encodes 521 amino acids.
UGUACCUCUCGAGCCCUGCAGGGGGCGCCUCCCGGCAAGGAUCCAGCACCGCCCGAGGCUUCCUGGCCGAUCAGACGACGACGCCGCCCGGCCUCGCAGCCCCCUCCCCAGCGCCGCCCCCGCUCCAGCGCCGCCCGCCCGCCCGCCAUGGCGGAGUGGGCCCCCGCCCAGCUCCAGGAAUGGAACGUGGAAGCCCAACAUUUGAUGCCCCUCCAGCCUCCUCUGGUCCCCGAGCUGAGCCACAUGCGAGAAGCGCAGCUGCACACCGCCGAGGCCUCCCUCUGGAGCGUGGUGGCCACCGUCCAGGCCAUGGAGAGGAAGAUCGACCUGUUGGCCACCCGUCUGCUCAGCUUGGAAGGCCGAUCCGGGACGGCCGAGAAGAAACUCUUGGAUUGUGAGAAGACAGCUAUGGAGUUCGGCAACCAGCUGGAGAACAAGUGGGCUGUCUUGGGCACCCUCAUCCAAGAAUACGGCCUCCUGCAGAGAAGGCUGGAGAACAUGGAGAACCUUCUCAAGAACCGCAAUUUCUGGGUCCUCCGGCUGCCCCCGGGAUCCAAGGGAGAAAUCCCCAAGAUGCCGGUUACGUUUGUGGACAUUGCGGUUUAUUUCUCCGCUGAAGAGUGGAAGAAUUUGGCUGAUUGGCAGAAAGACCUCUACAACAACCUUCUGAAGGAGAACUACGAAUCCUUGCUAGCACUCGGUGCCAACGUCAACGUCGCCAAACCGGAGGGGCACCCCAGGGCCGAGCGGGUGGCCCCCGAACCCAGCGUCCCGGAGCCGAGUGCGAAGGAGCGCGAAGUCAUCUCUGAGCCUUGCACAGGACCCUUGGCCUCCACGCCGGAUAUCCUGACACGCAUCAAGCAGGAGGGGGCGUUCAGCGGGGGAGGCCCCUUCUCCGAGGACAGAGGCCUGGUGGCGGAUCCGUGCGCAGGUGCCCAGGGCCUCAUGUCUGCCCACGACUUCUUAUCCUGGAUUAAGCAAGAGGAGAGUUCUUGUGUCCGACAUCAGUGGGACCCGUCGGAAAGGGAGACCCUACCUGUGCAUGGGGGCCCGGCUGGAGACGCAAUGACCACCAUCAAAGCCGAGCAGCCACGCCUGUGCCCGGAAGAGUCGGCGAGACCUCGGGAGAUGCUGUUCCAGGGAGAAUCUCCUGCAGCAGCCGUUCUCGCUGUUCCUCCAGCAGCGGAAGGCUAUGAGGCUCCUCGUGGGCCGCCCGUCAGCCCCACCAAAUGUAGAGCGGGUAAAUCUCUGGAGUUAGACAGUGAGCUGCAAAGCAUCCUGGGCCCUCCACAAGGCUCGGCUGAAAGGCCCCACGGCUGCAGUGAGUGCGGCAAGAUGUUUGGGGUAAAAAAGAGUCUCAAAGUCCACCAGCGCAGCCACCAUGGCCAAGCCCGGCCGUACGAGUGCGCCGAGUGCCGCAAGAGCUUCAAUUGCCACUCGGGCUUGGUGCGGCACCAGAUGACCCACCGGGGCGAGCGCCCUUACAAGUGCGCCGAGUGCGGCAAGUGUUACAGCCGCAAGGAGCACCUGCAGAACCACCAGCGGCUGCACACGGUACUGGCGCGCCUGCAUGGUACUUGCACAUGUGCAGGAUGCUAUUCCUUGCACAACAAGCGGUCUCAUUUUGCUGGAUGCUCAAGGACAUCGUGUGUCUUUCGGGCUUCUGUUGGAUGCCACCGGCUGCACAGUUAUACUUUUCCCGUCAUUUUCUGACAGAGUGACUCAAAACGUAUAGCGGCAGAACCACGCUCCAGAUGGAUCCUUUGCUUUUUUUAAAAAAAAUAAAAUAAUGUUUUUCCAGAUGUACGGAUGGAACCAUUUACGCAGAAAUCCCUUUACGUUGCGUAGCUCGCCACUCCGUGGGACUUCUUGUUCAAGCCACCAGUCGAUUCCUUUCUCUUUUCUUUUCCUCUUCACUUCCUUUUCCCGGUUCCCAGUUUUAUUGCGAGUGCGGGGGAAAAACUUUUUGAAUUUUCGAAAAGAAAUCUUGUGGGUCUGACCUGCAGCAGCCGUAUUAAUUUGUUCCCCCUGGGCUCUCUCUCUCUCUCUCCUCUGCUGCUUUUAGGAUUUUAAAACUCCCUUUUUAUCUCAUAAAAUGUGGGCCGCCUCGUUUUGUUUUUUAACGAACAAUAUAUUAAUUACCCACACAGAGAGACGUUCUGUUCAGGAUGUAGUUUUGUAUUGAAGGUGCAUUGCAAAUAAAGACAAAUUACCA